This is a messenger RNA of Nematocida homosporus, 1554 nucleotides long. RefSeq lists its product as uncharacterized. The coding region runs from base 1 to 1554 and encodes 517 amino acids. Lineage: Eukaryota; Fungi; Microsporidia. The record is from RefSeq and is a predicted model, not a curated record. The transcript has a single exon.
AUGGAAAGGGAAUAUUUAGGCCGAGAAGAUCGGUCGCACGAAAGUCUGGUGGGAAACAGCCUAAAUAAGUCAUUUGGAAGCACUCAGGCCACUGCUUCAUUCGAUGCUCGUCUUUUAAACCGAGCCGACUUAUUGACUAAAGAAGGUCUAGAUGCCGACCAAAAUACAUUCAAUUCCAGCCGGGCUUUACAAACACAUGACUUAUCGGGGGUUCUAAACAGUAUCAAUGGCGGGGAUAAGAGUUGGGAUAAGAAUUGGGAUAAGAGUUGGGAUAAGAAUUGGGAUAAGAACUGGGGGAAUAGUGGCUUAGGCAAGGGAUUGAGUGGUGGACUGGAUAAGGGAUUGGGUAGAGAUUUGGGAAGUCGUGGGGAUGUAAAUGGCGAAGGAGUUAGUGCCAGUCCAAUAACUCAGUAUGUUUUGACGGCCUUUAAUGACGUUUGUAAGAAAAUAGACGUAAUUCACCAUACGAUUGAGAAGAACAAUUUAGAAAGAGAUAGUAGUUCUUUAGACACAAUGCUAGUGGAAACUAGAGAAGAGAAUGAACCGGAAGGUUGGUUUAAACGACUCAAGAAGAUCUUUUACGGUCGAAACGAGGAAGUACCAGAACUUGAGUCUUCUGAUGAACCAGAAUCGGUAGUUCUUAAUCUCUCAGCUGAACUAGACACGUUGAAACAAACACUUAGCGGUCUAAAAGAAACAUACCAAGAAGUGCAGCAGGAAGUACGUCGAGUUUCAGCUGAAGCUAUGUUUGUGGCCCAAAAAGCCGGUAGUCAGCAACAAACUAGCACUGAUAUGGCCGGUUUACUUAACGAAGUAAAGACUCGACUGCGCUUGCGUAAGAAAGAACUAGCUGAAGCCCGUGCCCAACUAAGUACACGAAGUACGGCCGAAACGGCCCUGGCUAAAGUAGCAAGUACAGUUUCUUCUCAAAUUGGCCGUAUUCUUGUUCUAAUGGACAAGCCAGAAUGUGCAGAAUCCCUCCAUCGUGAAUUACUAGAUGGUAAUUUGCAUCGCUUAGUUGGCGCCUUUUUGGAUAUUGAAGGACACUUACGCGAAGUUCUUCUGAAGAGUGAGAAGAUCAGAUCGGCUAAGAUUACUUCAUUAGAAGAGAAGAAUCUUCAGCUUCUUCAAGAGAUCCGCAAGAAGGAAGAAGAAACGAAUGCUCUAGUUCGUGAGUUAGAUCGGGUCAAGGAAGAUAAGGAUGCCAUCAUUAACAAGCAAAAACUAACGAUCAAACUCCUCCAGAGUAAGAUUGGGCCUUUCAAAGAGAGCUAUCAGCAUGCGCCUAAAGAGAAUAGGCUUUUGCCCAUUUCAACCGAUUUAUCUCUGGCCAAGCACUCUUAUGCCUACCAUUCGACACCAAGCACAGUUUCAGUUCAAGCCGGCCCACCGCCCAAGAAGCCGACUUCGCCAAUCAUUGAAGAACUUGAGAAGCGGAUUGGCCAGCUGCGCAGUAGACUCAGCAGUGUAGAUGCCCAAAGCCCGCACUACCAGGCGUAUCUAGACGAAAUGGAAGACUGUAAAAGACGACUUACUGACUUCUUACACAUCUAG